Messenger RNA from Bactrocera tryoni, 763 nucleotides. RefSeq lists its product as uncharacterized. The transcript has 3 exons. Lineage: Eukaryota; Metazoa; Arthropoda; Insecta; Diptera; Tephritidae. The record is from RefSeq and is a predicted model, not a curated record. The coding region runs from base 125 to 760 and encodes 211 amino acids.
CAGUGUGAAUAGAGAAACAAUUUAUUUUAAAAGUAUAAUUUUGUAUUUAAAUAUCAAAAUGAAGUGUGUUGUGAAAAACUGUGUUAAUGAUAGAAGGAAUUAAAAUGUGAAGAAAACAUUUUUUAUGUUUCCGAAAGACAAAAGGCAGCAAAAAAAGUGGAUCCAAUUUUGUAAAAAUACUCAAGCAUUUAAGCCGAAAACAUGGCUAAUUUGCAUGGACCACUUCAACGAUGAAGACAUUAUUGGAAACGGGAUGUUCGAAAUGGGCCUUGCCGCCAAAAGGACUUUGAAACCAGGAGCUAUUCCCUGUCGCUAUAACGUUGCAGCUUGUGAAAAUGAGCAGCGAGCCACCAGAGUUAAGCGCAGGGAAAAUAAGAAAAUAGUGACUUCCUUGCUGAUAAAUGUUGACCAACCUCAAGAAGUGCGAGAAGAGUGUAUACCUGCUGAAGAUGUUAACGUGACUGAGGAUUGUGCAGACCUUUUAAUGGAAAACAGUUUCAAUGAAUUGUGCACUGAAGACGCUGCUAUUAAGGAAAUAAAAAUGCUAGAGAAAAAAGUAAUACUACUUCAAACUGAAAAUAAAAAACUUAAAGAAGAUUUUUCGCAUGCCAAGCGCAAACUUGAGUAUGAAGUAAGCGAGUUAAAAGUAAAACUAGCUAAAUCUGAGUUUUACUACAAAAAUGUUGAAAAAAAGUUAAAGAGGAUUUUUACGGACGGUCAGAUAAAAAAAUUGGAAAACGGAUCCAAAAGGCAAAUUUGAACG